Aspergillus terreus NIH2624 is the source of this 2067-nucleotide messenger RNA. RefSeq names its product F-box domain protein. The coding region runs from base 1 to 2067 and encodes 688 amino acids. The transcript is spliced from 2 exons. Lineage: Eukaryota; Fungi; Ascomycota; Eurotiomycetes; Eurotiales; Aspergillaceae. The record is from RefSeq and is a predicted model, not a curated record.
AUGCUAAUACGCGUGCUCACUAAUAAUGCUGGACACCUUCGACUGACGAAUCGAUAUCUCCGGUCCGCAGUCACACAGGGGUUUUUCAGGUCCUACGUCCGCUCCAGGCGUGUCAAGCUCACAGGGACUGACCUUCAAAAGCUAGUCGUCUUGACACAACGUGGCUGGCUAGGCUGCGAAAUCCGCGAUCUGACGCUCUUUGGGGUGGUGAAUAAUACCAAGGCUCUUGAGGCAGCUCUCAAAGCAAAUGCAGAUGAUCCCAGGAAACGAGACCUGGAGAUUCUCCAGGAGCGGCGACAAGCUUAUCAACAACUACUGGAAUCGGGCCAGAUUGUGCAGCUUCUCAGUCAGAUCUUUAGGAACCUAGCGGCGAACAGCGCAACUGGGAAGCGUCCAUCCCUCUCUCUCGCCGUCACGGUUUACCGACAGGACACGCAAUUGGAGUCAACUCCCCUAGCCGGCGGUAGUUGGAGGCUCAUAUGGCAGACCGCAGCGGAGACUUUCCGCGUUGUAUUAGCGGCUCUAAAGGAGAGCAAACUGGAGGUUGACUGCUUGAAUGUCUUUAGCGGCGCCCUGCUGCAGAAGUGUAGCCUGGAAUCUCUUGAGCUCACCCAGAUCGACUACAACAGCGAGGGACUCAUCAAGGCCCUUGGGGCUCUCAAGGCUUUGUCUGUCAGCAUCUCAGAACGGAUUAUCGACCUCAACCCCCUAUCCGCACAGCUGUCUGACGAACCAGCUGAUGAGGUUGACUGGUCAGACGAUGAGCCUGAUAAAGACAUCAACGAAGUCAUCGCGGAGGCACAAGACGACAACAAUUUCGUUGGCCUGGCGAGUCUGUUACGUGUCUGCCACGCGCUGAAGAGCCUACAUAUACACCAGUAUCUGAUUGACUUUCAUAACCUCUCCUCCAACACUCGCAGCCCAAAUGAGAGGCUCUUCCAGCGUAUAGCGGAAUUAGACAGACUGCCAGAGCUAGAAGUGUGCUCUCUGCGGGGAGUGUUUGUCCGCGAGAUAGACCUACUUGCAUUCCUGAAGCGAGUACAUCUCCGUCGGCUCUCCAUGGAGAAUGUCGUGAUGGUCUCUGGUACAUACAGGUCAAUCUUCGAUUUUUGCACCGAUGAAGCCUCGGUGCUAUCAUUUCUGUAUCUUGACGAGCUGAUGAUCCAAAACGACCUGAUAUACUUUACAGGGGCCGGGGAACCCAGGUUUCAAACUUGGGUCGGUGCGCACGGCAGCAAUACACUGAAGAGAGAAGGCGAGGAGCUAAGACAGCCCAUCUUAUAUCACCUACCGGAUGAGCCUGCAAUACCUAUGGCAUCUCCUGCGAGGCAGGAAUGGCUACUUCAACAACGACGAGAAUACGGGCCUCCGAAGAAUGCCAACACCGCCUCAACAGGGCCAAAGGAUAUCCCCGAGAGCAUCCCCGCCGACAGACUCGCCCAAGGUGCAUACAAACUGGCACAAUCCGUCCUACCAGAGACCAUAUUAAACCACAGCACUCGGGUAUUCCUCUUCGCGCAAUGGCUCGCCCAGCGCGAGAAUUCCGAAUGGGCAUCGUCUGAGAGACUCAGUCUCCUCGCCGUCGCCUGUCUCCUGCACGACGUCGGAUGCGCGAGCCAAUUCGACGGCCCUCAACGCUUCGAGGUGGAAGGCGCUGACGCGGCGGCGGAUUAUCUCCGCCAGCACGGCGUUCCCGACUCCGAUGUGCAUGAGGUCUGGCAGGCGAUUGCCCUGCAUACCAGCCCGGGCAUUGCGCAGCGCAUCAGUGUUUGUGCGCGUUUCGUGCACCAAGCUGUCCUACUUGACUUUGGAUCGUCGCUGGAUCAGGAAAGCUGGGAGUUUCGCCAUCGUCUUGAGGAGGUGUUUCCGCGGAAUGGGAUUGAAAAGGUCCUCGGCGAUACUGUCGUGGACCAAGCGCUGCGGCAGCCUCAGAAGGCGCCGCCGCCGUCGUGGCCGGGGAUUUUGCUACGUGCCAAAAAGGAGAAUCCUGAGUGGACGGGGGUUAACAAAGCGUUUGGACCGUCGCCUGUGAUUACAGAUAACAGUGGCCGUUCUUCAUCUGACUGA